Messenger RNA from Fusarium tjaetaba, 585 nucleotides. RefSeq lists its product as uncharacterized. Gene Ontology annotation, cellular component: membrane. The record is from RefSeq and is a predicted model, not a curated record. Lineage: Eukaryota; Fungi; Ascomycota; Sordariomycetes; Hypocreales; Nectriaceae. Gene Ontology annotation, molecular function: metal ion transmembrane transporter activity. Gene Ontology annotation, biological process: transmembrane transport; metal ion transport. The transcript is spliced from 3 exons. The coding region runs from base 1 to 585 and encodes 194 amino acids.
AUGACCUCGCCUCUCAUAGCCGAGAGAAACUUUUCGGCGAUCAAUGGCUCAGCUAUGGAUACAAACGAAGACAAGGAGGAUUCCAAAACUAUCCUAGAUCAUAAUUGGAAAAUGGUCAGCCAGCGACAGCGGGACGCGUCAACAAGAGUUCUCCAGAUGCUGGAGAGAACAACAAACGAAGUGACGAGUCUCCAAAGUGGUCUUUUCAACGUUCAGUCCAUUACGGCAGCGCAGAAUUCUUUGAAAGAAGCUCAAAAGGGUCUCGAGCUGAACAGGUACCUGCUGGUCUUCACGAUCGUGACUAUCGUAUUUCUUCCCCCAACAUUCGCCGCAACAUUUUUCGGAAUGGAUGCUUUCAGCUUCGACACAGACCAAGCUACGCGAAGGCUUUUCUGGACUGUUUUUGCGGUUCUGAGCGGAGUGACCUAUGCAUUGGCAUUCCUCGGACUUUUUGGGUUCCAUCUUGUGCCUACUAAGAGGAAUCAGUUGAUGAGUCGAAUGAAUUCAAAGUGGGACGAAGUCGUGUUGAAGCUCAAAGAGAGACGAGGAAACAGGAAUCCAGCAAGAAGUAGCGAACAAGCAUAG